Molecule: messenger RNA, 873 nt
Organism: Leptosia nina
Lineage: Eukaryota; Metazoa; Arthropoda; Insecta; Lepidoptera; Pieridae
Source: the annotation of a GenBank genome assembly
AUGACGACGGUUAACGGAAAAGACACCAAUGAUGUACCACCAUCAUCCCUGAUACGCCGUAUAAGUUCGCGAUCUAUGAAAAAUUCAAAUUCGGAAGAUAAAGAAAAUGGCGACGCCUGUCCUAAGGGAUCGUUUGUCAGCAAAUACAAGAAAGCUCCAGAGGCUCUUAAGAAUUUCCACUUAAACGAUCCCGAGGAGAAUCUAGAAGUUCCCGGAACGCCCGCGACACCGCGGACCUCGACUACGCCUGGUCACGAAAACUGCACAUUCCACCAUGAUCUGGAACUGGACCACAGACCACCCACGAGGGAAGCGCUCUUACCAGACAUGGCAAACUCUUACAGACUUUUACUUACCGGUUUGGGAGAAGAUCCUGAAAGGGAGGGUCUCCUAAAAACCCCUGAACGCGCCGCCAAAGCCAUGCUCUUCUUCACUAAGGGAUACGACCAAAGCUUAGAAGAGGUGCUAAACAACGCGAUAUUCGACGAAGACACAGACGAAAUGGUCGUUGUAAAGGAUAUAGAAAUGUUCUCGAUGUGUGAACAUCACCUUGUGCCGUUCUACGGAAAGGUAUCCAUCGGUUACUUGCCCCAAGGCAAGAUUCUUGGGCUUAGCAAGCUCGCCAGAAUCGUGGAGAUCUACUCACGUAGAUUGCAAGUCCAGGAGCGACUCACCAAACAGAUAGCAAAGGCUGUCACUCAAGCAGUCAGACCAGCGGGUGUAGCUGUCGUCAUUGAAGGAGUGCACAUGUGCAUGGUAAUGCGUGGAGUCCAAAAGAUCAACAGCAAGACCGUGACUUCUACCAUGCUGGGCGUAUUCCGCGACGACCCCAAGACUCGCGAAGAAUUCCUCAACCUCGUUCACUCCAAGUGA